CCUCUUCUUUCUUCCUCUUCUUCCUCGGCAGGCCAUUGAACCCAGUUUGCUGGGUUCGACGGAACCCCGCCUGGGUUCCAGCGAACCUAGCAGAUCUGGGUUCGACAAAACCCAUUUGCUGGGUUCCGUCGAACCCAGAACCCAGCUCCACUUUUUUUUUUUUUUUGUUUAUAUGAUUGUUUGCGAGAUUAUCCAAAUUGCAGGUGGUGCUUCUAGCCGGCAGCACUUCGAAGAAUCUCGCUCCUCUCGUCUCCAAGGAGGUUCCCAAAGCGCUGCUUCCGGUGGCGAACCGUCCCGUUAUCUCUUACAUUUUGGACCAUCUGGAGCAAAAUCCCUCAAGGAUCUGAUUGUUGUGGUAGAGGGCAAAGAUGCGGCACUCCAUGUUGGUGGUUGGAUAUCUGGGGCUUUUUUUGAUCGUCUACAUGUUGAGGUUGCUGCAGUCCCUGAGGAUGUGGGAACAGCUGGUGCAAUUAGGGCCAUUGCACACCACCUGACUGCGGAGGACAUUUGGGUUUUAAGUGGUGAUCUUGUUUCUGAUGUGCCUCCUGGUGCAGUUGUGGCUUAGACAUCGUGGUGCAGCGGUGACUGUGGUGCUUUGCUCUGCUCCUGUGAGUGGAGCUUUGGAAUCAGGAUCUGGUGGUGGAAAGGAUAAAAUCAAGAAACCUGGACGAUAUGA
Rubroshorea leprosula is the source of this 676-nucleotide messenger RNA. The record is from the annotation of a GenBank genome assembly. NCBI's taxonomy places the organism in Eukaryota, Viridiplantae, Streptophyta, Magnoliopsida, Malvales, Dipterocarpaceae.